CUCGUCCUCGUCACUUUGCUCACGCUUUGGAGCAGCGCCGUUGCCGUUGCAUCGCCGCCAGCGGUGGCGUCGGCGGCGCCGGUGCGGGUCGGCGUCGUGCUGGACCUGACAAGCAUGGGGAGGUAGAGGCGCGCCUGCAUUUCCAUGGCGUUGGACGACUUCCACGCAGCUCACGCCGGCUCCGGCGCCGCGCGGAUCGAGCUGCUCGUACGAGACUCGCACGGUGAUCUCGCCACGGCCGCACAUGCUGCCGAGGACCUGAUUAAGAAUGGGCAAGUGCAAGCCAUCAUAUGGGGCCCUGCGACACUAACCAAAGUAGAUCAUGUCACACACCUGGGCCGUCGCCGCAACCAAGUCCCGGUUCUCUCCUUCCCCAGCAUUUCUCCAACAUCGUGUGCCUUCUGGCUGGAAGAUUCCGUAACAGUUCCUGGGUGCUAUGCAAAGUUUGGCUUUACACUUGGAAAUGACAGUAUAACCUUUCCUAAUUCACAAACCGGUAGAAGAUACAUGAGAAAACUAGGUACAAAAAAAUCAAGCAAGGGUUGCGGAGGUAAGAGGCUGAAGAUUGCCGUGCCGCACAAACCAGGUUUUCAAGUUUUUGUGGCUGUUACCGAUCCUAAUUCCAAGAAACAACAUGUCACUGGCUACAGCAUUGAUAUCUUUGAGGCUGCUAUGACGAAUUUACAUCCUCGCCUGUGCUAUAAAUAUGUUGCCUUCGGCGGUACUUAUGAUGAGCUAGUAGGCAACGUGUCUUAGGGGGUAAGGCUAACUCCUACACCACUUGCAUCUCAUCCUUUUUACGAGUAUUCAUAUGUUAACACUAUAAUUUCUUGUACCUAAAUACCUUUUCAUCUCUGCUAAUUUUCUGGCGGAUAAAUAGGUUUAUGAUGGAGCAGUAGGCGAUGUGACUAUAACGGCGGAACGAGUCACUACCACCGACUUUACAAUGCCAUACACACAGUCUGGUGUGUCUAUGCUUCUGCAUGCCGCGGAUGAACCGGAUACAGUCAUUAGUUGGAAUUUGUAAAGCCACUAAGUCAGAGGCUUUGGUUUGCAAUCAUGGCCUUUUUCUUCUAUACUGGCUUUGUCGUGUGGGUGAUUGAACUACCCAGAAAUCAGGAGUACCAAGGAUCAAGGUUGAGAUAGUGUAGCACUGCCCUCUACUUCAUUUUCUCCACUUUGACAUAUUCUCAUGGUCAGCACUUCAAG
Molecule: messenger RNA, 1209 nt
Organism: Aegilops tauschii subsp. strangulata
Lineage: Eukaryota; Viridiplantae; Streptophyta; Magnoliopsida; Poales; Poaceae
Source: RefSeq, a predicted model, not a curated record